Molecule: messenger RNA, 468 nt
Organism: Penicillium robsamsonii
Lineage: Eukaryota; Fungi; Ascomycota; Eurotiomycetes; Eurotiales; Aspergillaceae
Product: type II 3-dehydroquinate dehydratase
Exons: 1
Coding region: 1-468 (155 amino acids)
Biological process (GO): quinate catabolic process
Molecular function (GO): 3-dehydroquinate dehydratase activity
Source: RefSeq, a predicted model, not a curated record
AUGGGCAAAUCCAUCCUCCUAAUCAACGGGCCCAACCUGAACCUCCUGGGUACACGCGAACCACACAUCUACGGGCACACAACACUCUCCGACGUGGAGUUGAACAGCCGCGAGGUUGCUGCCAGCCAUGGUGCCGUUCUUGAAUCCUUCCAGUCAAACCAUGAAGGCGCGAUCGUGGACCGCAUCCAGGCAGCGCGUGGCAAAGUCGAUGGUAUCAUCAUCAAUCCGGGCGCAUACACGCAUACUUCUGUUGCAAUCCGUGAUGCCUUACUCGGUGUUGAUACUCCCUUUAUUGAGCUCCAUGUGAGCAACGUUCAUGCGCGUGAACCUUGGAGACAUCACUCGUACUUCAGUGAUAAGGCGGCGGGCAUCAUCGUUGGUCUUGGGGUCUAUGGGUAUAAGGUUGCCGUUGAGCAUAUUUGUGUUAAUUUUGAGGAGAAGGAGAAGGAGCCCAAGGCUGUGCUGUGA